This is a messenger RNA of Puma concolor (puma), 2631 nucleotides long. Lineage: Eukaryota; Metazoa; Chordata; Mammalia; Carnivora; Felidae. The record is from RefSeq and is a predicted model, not a curated record.
AUGCCGGCUGAGCUGCUGCUGCUGCUGAUUGUUGCCUUCGCCAGCCCCAGCUGCCAGGUGCUCUCAUCACUGCGCAUGGCUGCAAUCCUGGACGACCAGACAGUGUGUGGCCGCGGUGAACGUCUGGCCCUGGCUCUGGCCCGGGAGCAGAUCAACGGGAUCAUCGAAGUCCCAGCCAAGGCCCGGGUGGAAGUAGACAUCUUUGAGCUUCAGCGGGACAGCCAGUACGAGACCACGGACACCAUGUGUCAGAUCCUGCCCAAGGGGGUCGUGUCCGUCCUGGGGCCCUCGUCCAGCCCUGCGUCUGCUUCCACCGUGAGCCAUAUCUGUGGAGAGAAGGAGAUCCCCCACAUCAAGGUGGGUCCCGAGGAGACACCCCGCCUGCAGUACCUGCGCUUCGCGUCCGUCAGCCUGUACCCCAGUAACGAGGACGUCAGCUUGGCCGUCUCCCGAAUCCUCAAGUCCUUCAACUACCCCUCGGCCAGCCUCAUCUGCGCCAAGGCCGAGUGCCUCUUGCGGUUGGAGGAGCUAGUGCGUGGCUUCCUCAUCUCCAAGGAGACGCUGUCAGUGAGGAUGCUGGAUGACAGCCGGGACCCCACGCCGCUGCUCAAGGAGAUCCGCGAUGACAAGGUGUCCACCAUCAUCAUUGAUGCCAAUGCGUCCAUCUCCCACCUCAUCCUCCGUAAAGCUUCAGAGCUGGGAAUGACCUCAGCGUUUUACAAAUACAUCCUCACCACCAUGGACUUCCCCAUCCUGCACCUGGACGGGAUCGUGGAGGACACCUCCAACAUCCUGGGCUUCUCCAUGUUUAACACCUCACAUCCCUUCUACCCCGAGUUUGUGCGCAGCCUCAACAUGUCCUGGAGGGAGAACUGUGAAGCCAGCACCUAUCCAGGUCCCGCGCUGUCGGCGGCCCUGAUGUUUGACGCCGUGCACGUGGUGGUGAGUGCCGUCCGGGAGCUGAACCGCAGCCAAGAGAUCGGUGUGAAGCCGCUGGCCUGUACAUCGGCCAAUAUUUGGCCCCAUGGGACCAGCCUCAUGAACUACCUGCGCAUGGUAGAGUAUGACGGGCUGACCGGGCGGGUCGAGUUCAACAGCAAAGGGCAGAGGACCAACUACACCCUGCGCAUCCUGGAGAAGUCCCGGCAAGGCCACCGUGAGAUCGGGGUAUGGUACUCUAACCGGACCCUGGCCAUGAACGCCACCACCCUGGACAUCAACCUGUCGCAGACACUGGCCAACAAGACACUGGUGGUCACGACCAUUCUGGAGAACCCGUACGUCAUGCGGCGGCCAAACUUCCAGGCCCUGUCCGGGAACGAGCGCUUCGAGGGCUUCUGCGUGGACAUGCUGCGGGAGCUGGCUGAGCUGCUGCGCUUCCGCUACCGCCUACGGCUGGUGGAAGACGGGCUGUACGGGGCGCCCGAGCCCAACGGCUCCUGGACGGGCAUGGUCGGCGAGCUCAUCAACCGGCAGAAGGCAGACCUGGCUGUGGCCGCAUUCACCAUCACAGCCGAGCGGGAGAAGGUCAUCGACUUCUCCAAACCCUUCAUGACCCUGGGGAUCAGCAUCCUCUACCGAGUGCACAUGGGCCGCAAGCCUGGCUACUUCUCCUUCCUGGACCCCUUCUCCCCUGCCGUGUGGCUCUUCAUGCUUCUCGCCUACCUGGCCGUCAGCUGCGUCCUGUUCCUGGCCGCCAGGCUGAGCCCCUACGAGUGGUAUAACCCACACCCGUGCCUGCGGGCACGCCCCCACAUCCUGGAGAACCAGUACACGUUGGGCAACAGCCUCUGGUUCCCUGUAGGGGGCUUCAUGCAACAAGGCUCGGAGAUCAUGCCCCGGGCGCUGUCCACACGCUGCGUCAGCGGAGUCUGGUGGGCCUUCACCUUGAUCAUCAUCUCUUCCUACACGGCCAACCUGGCUGCCUUCCUCACCGUGCAGCGCAUGGAGGUGCCCGUGGAGUCAGCUGAUGACCUGGCAGAUCAGACCAACAUUGAGUAUGGCACCAUCCAUGCUGGCUCCACCAUGACCUUCUUUCAGAACUCACGGUACCAGACGUACCAGCGUAUGUGGAACUACAUGCAGUCGAAGCAGCCCAGUGUGUUUGUCAAGAGCACGGAAGAAGGCAUCGCGCGUGUUCUCAACUCCCGCUAUGCCUUCCUGCUCGAGUCCACCAUGAACGAGUAUCACCGGCGUCUCAACUGCAACCUCACCCAGAUCGGGGGCCUCCUCGACACCAAGGGCUACGGCAUCGGCAUGCCACUGGGCUCCCCGUUCCGGGAUGAGAUCACCCUGGCCAUCCUGCAGCUUCAGGAGAACAACCGGCUGGAGAUCCUGAAGCGCAAGUGGUGGGAGGGGGGCCGGUGCCCCAAGGAGGAGGAUCAUCGAGCUAAAGGUCUGGGCAUGGAGAACAUUGGUGGCAUUUUUGUCGUGCUCAUCUGUGGCCUCAUCAUUGCCGUCUUCGUGGCGGUCAUGGAAUUCAUAUGGUCCACACGGAGGUCGGCAGAGUCCGAAGAGCCACCUCCUAGUCUGUCCUCCAGAGACCUGACCUUGCCCAUCGCCUGUACAGAGCUGUCCGUGGCUCCCACCGACCCCCAAGAGGGAGGCCAGGGCCCACAGCUUGUCAGUUAA